Alnus glutinosa is the source of this 1992-nucleotide messenger RNA. RefSeq names its product NADPH-dependent aldo-keto reductase, chloroplastic-like. The transcript is spliced from 8 exons. Gene Ontology annotation, cellular component: cytosol. Gene Ontology annotation, molecular function: aldose reductase (NADPH) activity. NCBI's taxonomy places the organism in Eukaryota, Viridiplantae, Streptophyta, Magnoliopsida, Fagales, Betulaceae. The record is from RefSeq and is a predicted model, not a curated record. Bases 379 to 1323 code for a protein of 314 amino acids.
GCUUACGGUCAUAAAGAAAACAGGGUGGAGUCGGCGAAGACAAGGCGUUGGCGUUGGAGGUUUGUAGAGUGGGCGGAGGUGAGGGAAUGGUUUCAAGUUUCAACCAGGCAUUUCCAAUGUGGUAAAGAAACAAAACACGUCUUCGGUGACGAUUCAAUCACAACGACACUUCUUCCCUACACGUGGUGGUAAAGAAAAGGAAGAUGACUUGGGUCUCUCGCCCACGCCGGCCGUUUCUCUAUAUAAAACACGGUGAUGAGUCUUCGUCUUCAUUCACAAAUAACACUGUUUGUUCCACUCUCUUUGUUCGUCUCUGCGUCCUUAUUACCAGUCCAUAUCAGCAGCGUCUAGCAUACGCGGUUCGAGGAAAGCGUGAAAAUGGCGGACGGAAUCCGAUUCUUCGAACUGAACACCGGAGCUAAGAUCCCCUCGGUAGGGCUCGGCACGUGGCAGUCAGACCCUGGCCUCGUCGGUGAAGCCGUCGCCUCCGCCAUCAAGGUUGGGUACCGCCAUAUCGAUUGUGCUCAGAUCUACGGCAAUGAGAAGGAGAUUGGGGCUGCUUUGAGGAAGCUGUUUAAUGAUAGUGUCGUGAAGCGUGAGGACUUAUGGAUCACCUCCAAACUCUGGUGUACCGAUCACGCCCCAGAAGAUGUACAAGAGGCAUUAGACAAAACUUUGCUGGACUUGCAACUUGACUAUCUGGAUCUGUAUCUAAUCCACUGGCCGGUUAGCAUGAAGAAAGGGUCAGUUGGCUCUGAUCCUGAAAAUCUUACCCAACCUGACAUACCAAGUACAUGGAAAGCAAUGGAGGCAUGCUAUGAUUCUGGAAAGGCUCGAGCUAUUGGAGUAAGCAAUUUCUCUUCAAAGAAGCUUGGGGAUCUAUUGGAGGUAGCACGAGUGCCUCCUGCUGUUAACCAAGUGGAGUGCCACCCUUCAUGGCAGCAGCCAGGAUUACAUGCAUUUUGUAAAUCGAAAGGAGUUCACUUAUCUGGGUAUAGACCAUUGGGUGCACCUAGUAAGGGGUAUAAGAUUGAGGUACUUAAGAAUCCAAUUCUCAAUAUGAUUGCAGAGAAAUUGGGGAAGACUCCUGCACAAGCAGCUCUUCGUUGGGGGCUACAAAUGGGUCACAGUGUACUGCCUAAAAGCACAAAUGAAGCAAGGCUCAAGGAAAACUUUGAUGUUUUUGACUGGUCUAUACCUGAAGAUUUGUUUGCCAGGUUGUCUGAAAUUGAGCAGGAGAAGCUAGUUAAGGGCACUGGAUUUGUUCAUGAGACGUUUGGUGCCUACAAGACCAUUGAAGAACUAUGGGAUGGUGAGCUGUGAGCAGACAUCAGAUAUUUGAAACAUUGUGGCAUGUCACAAGAGGGGUGUCUGGUGGCGGUGGCUGAUGCGUAAAGAAUAUUGGUUCUUGCAAGUUGCAAUCUCCAUGGAGGGAAAAUGACUCUUUGCACAACGGUGCGUAAGGUAUUACAGACAUGGGGUGGGUCCUAUGUGAUGGGUUCCACCACAUGAGAGGGUGCGUUGAACACGUGCUGUGGAGAAGGGGUUUGGGGACGAAGAGGAGGAGGUUGGAGAGAGCGGAAAGAGGUCCGUGGAUGGAGAGAAAGUUGACGAAGAGCAGCACAUUGGGCUUCAGAGCCACGUAUCCGUCUAAAGGCGUUGGCGUUGGAGGUUUGUCGAGUGGGCGGAGGUGAGGGAAUGGUUUCAAGUUUCAACCAGGCAUUUCGUAUGUGGCAAAGAAACAAAACACGUCAUCGGUGACGAUUCAAUCACAACGACACUUCUUCCCUACACGUGGCGGUAAAGAAAAGGAAGAUGACUUGGGUCUCUCGCACGCGCCGGCCGUUUCUUUAUAUAAAACACGGCGAUGCCUCUUCGUCUUCAUUCACAAAUCACACUGUUUGUUCCACUCUCUCUGUUCGUCUCUGCGUCCUUAUAACCAGUCCAUAUCAGCAGCGUCUAGCAUACGCGGUUCGAGGAAAGCGUGAAAAU